Molecule: messenger RNA, 1448 nt
Organism: Peromyscus eremicus (cactus mouse)
Lineage: Eukaryota; Metazoa; Chordata; Mammalia; Rodentia; Cricetidae
Gene: Pim1
Product: Pim-1 proto-oncogene, serine/threonine kinase
Exons: 6
Coding region: 267-1208 (313 amino acids)
Biological process (GO): negative regulation of apoptotic process; protein autophosphorylation
Cellular component (GO): cytoplasm
Molecular function (GO): protein serine/threonine kinase activity; ATP binding
Source: RefSeq, a predicted model, not a curated record
AGACAGCAGCAGCCCUGGGUCCCGCGGCGCCACUCGCCCCGCUGCCUCCCGCACUGCCUGACCCGGCCGGCGAGCCCGCCCGCCGCCAGCCCCGCCAGCGCCCUCAGUCGUCCUCUGACUCGCCCUCGGCCUUGCGCGCCAGCCGCAGCCCGAGCCGCAACGCCACCCGCAGUCUGAGCCCCGGCCGCCGGCGCAGCCCCAGCUCGCUCCGUCGCCGCUGCUGCUCGUCCCAGCACCGGCCCCGCACCGACACCCUGGAGGUGGGGAUGCUCCUGUCCAAGAUCAACUCCCUGGCCCACCUGCGCGCCGCGCCCUGCAACGACCUGCACGCUACCAAGCUGGCGCCGGGCAAAGAGAAGGAGCCCCUGGAGUCGCAGUACCAGGUGGGCCCGCUGUUGGGCAGCGGUGGCUUCGGCUCGGUCUACUCGGGCAUCCGCGUCGCCGACAACUUGCCGGUGGCCAUCAAACACGUGGAGAAGGACCGGAUUUCCGACUGGGGAGAACUGCCCAAUGGCACCCGAGUGCCCAUGGAAGUGGUCCUGCUGAAGAAGGUGAGCUCGGGCUUCUCGGGCGUCAUUCGACUUCUGGACUGGUUCGAGAGGCCCGACAGUUUCGUGCUGAUCCUGGAGAGGCCCGAGCCGGUGCAAGACCUCUUCGACUUUAUCACCGAGCGGGGAGCCCUCCAGGAGGAGCUGGCUCGGAGCUUCUUCUGGCAGGUGUUGGAGGCCGUGCGGCAUUGCCACGACUGCGGGGUUCUCCACCGCGACAUCAAGGACGAGAACAUCCUGAUCGACCUGAACCGCGGCGAGCUCAAACUCAUCGACUUCGGAUCGGGGGCGCUGCUCAAGGACACAGUCUACACAGACUUCGAUGGAACCCGAGUGUACAGUCCUCCAGAGUGGAUUCGCUACCAUCGUUACCACGGCCGGUCGGCAGCGGUCUGGUCCCUGGGGAUCCUGCUUUAUGAUAUGGUCUGCGGAGAUAUUCCAUUUGAGCAUGACGAAGAGAUCGUCAAGGGUCAAGUGUUCUUCAGGCAAAGGGUCUCUUCAGAAUGUCAGCAUCUCAUUAGAUGGUGUCUGGCCCUGAGACCAUCAGAUCGGCCAUCCUUCGAAGAAAUCCAGAACCAUCCGUGGAUGCAGGAUGUUCUCCUACCCCAGGCAACUGCUGAGAUUCAUCUGCGCAGCCUAUCACCGGCACCCAGCAAAUAGCAGCCUUUCCAUCAGACUCCGGGGAGGGAGAGCUGUCUCCAGGUUCCAGCAGGACCCUGCUUCGUACAGGAACAGCAGUGACAACUCAUUCCAGACUCCAGGUUCCUGGAGCAGCCUCCCACAGGGGAGAGAGACUCUACUUCACGUUUUCCAGGCCCCUCUGACCCCCGCAUAGACGCUCUCACAGUGUCUGGUUCUACUGGGCUCUGCAGAAUCCUAGGGUGGGGGGGUGGGAGUGGG